Penaeus chinensis is the source of this 785-nucleotide messenger RNA. RefSeq lists its product as uncharacterized. The transcript is spliced from 4 exons. NCBI's taxonomy places the organism in Eukaryota, Metazoa, Arthropoda, Malacostraca, Decapoda, Penaeidae. The record is from RefSeq and is a predicted model, not a curated record. Bases 30 to 599 code for a protein of 189 amino acids.
ACACGUGCCUCGAAAAGGCUGCAGGAUACAUGCCCAAAUCCGGACUACCAGCUGAUCGGAAACAAGUCGAAAACAUGUGCAGGGCCUUCAAGGGCGGCAUGAGGUGCGUGGACGGCUAUACAGCGAAGUGCAUGACCGUCGAACAAAGAGCCAGCUUGGAGGAGCACCUGAAGGGGGCGAGAGCGACCUUGGCCUUUCUGUGUGAUGACCCGGUCUUCCAAAAAGAUUAUCUUUCUCACGGGCAAUGCAUUAUUGACGUGCGUGAUGACUGGGACAAAUGCCACAACCACUUCAAGUAUUUGGUCAACAGGGAGCACAUCAGAGCCAAUGUUACGCAGGCGAAGAGGGACCAUAACAUAUGCUGCAUCCGAGCGGGGUUCCUCUCCUGCGUCUACGGGAUGAGCUACCUCAAGUGCGGCAAGAGCGAGGCCGUUUUCCUGAAGAAGGUGACGGAGACCCUCUCCUACAGCGACGUCCACCAGGAGAAGUGCAGGAAAGUAAGCCUCAAGACCUGCUCUUCCGGUAAAUCUUCUUCUGGAGUCGGAGGUCUUGUUGCUCUGGGUAUUGUGAUAACGUUGGUCCUCGAUCGUUUUCCUUAAUGAGCGUGGGAGUUCGGUACAUCAAACCGAAUCACCGGCUCGAAGCGCUUUGGCGCGCCGCCACGGCGUACAGCCGCACGCCACAGAUCGAGCGGUUUGUUUUGACGCCUCACGGCGUGACCCGUCGGGGAGGAAAUUGCUACAGAAUAGGAGAGGGCUGUCUUUCUGUCUGUUUGUUUAUUUAUG